AAUUUUUGUGUUUAGUUGUCUAUCGAUGUUUGAUCAAAAUAAUGUUUUAAACAAUGAUAAUGUCAAUGAGGCCUACGAGACAAGCUGUUAAGAUCACCUUGUUGUAGUUUCGGUACGUGUCUUAAAAUAGAGAAGUGUUGAGGUUUGAACCAGGGAGACCAAAAUGACGUCGUCGUUUUGACCGCUCUACAGCACUUGGGUGCAGCCCCGCACCAGAGCAUCCCGGCAUCCCCGGAUUCGGUUGGAGAUGCUCAGCAUCUCCUCUGUUCCUACAUGUACUGUGGGGAUUUGGCUCACAAUUCAAAGGGUCCUAGAACCGUGGGAAUUGAGAUUUAGUUGCAGAUGAUUCUCAGGGACCAGUUGCAGGCAUUGAAGAAGGGCUUUGGCUGGAGUGCCUUAUCCCAUUUUAGCCGCAGCAAAAUAGGCUCCCAUUUGGCCUAUAAAUUCAGUUGCCUUCUUUGUGUGCUGGAGACACAGAGAGUGCGAGUUGAGUUUGAGCUCGGACGUGUGAGCUCCUCCUCCGGUGAGAGUUAAUUGAUAAUUGCGUGCGAUUCAACAAUAGAUGAAAUUUCUCUCCGUGUUUGAGUUGUGUGCGCGUGUUUGGUUUGAGGUCUUGGGCGGCACUCACAAUCAUAACUUACGUUUACAUAUUCAAUUAUUCAAAGGGCGUUAGUGCAAUCUCGAAGAGGCGCAAUGUGGCUUCAAAAAUCGAAACCUUGAGAUUGGAUUUCGAGGAUUCUGGAUUUGGUUUGAUCGGUUUUUCAUCAUGGUAUUCUGGGAGGGUUACGUGAGCGAUGAAGCCAUGGGGACAUUUGCCCCAGUUAUGGUGUAUUGGUUGUACGCGGGGUUUUAUCAGUUGUUACCGCCACUAGACAAUUACCGUCUGCACACCAGAAAAGAGGAAGAAGAGAGGAACUUGGUGCCGUUGUGGUCUGUCGUCAAGGGUGUUUUGCUGAAUCAGCUUGUUCAGGUCGCUGUUGCUCAUGGGAUCUUCUUGCUAACCUCCCAGGCAAGUUCAUCUGGAGUCGCAGUUCAUCCCUCACUUCCGGUCCAAAUUCUGCAAAUUGCUAUAGCAAUGCUGGUCAUGGACGCCUCGCAGUAUUUCAUGCAUCAAUACAUGCACCAAAAUAAGUUCUUGUACCGUCACGUCCAUUCCCAACACCAUAGAUUGGUUGUCCCAUACGCAAUCGGGGCCUCCUACAAUCACCCGCUCGAGGGACUUCUAGACACUUUUGGUGGGGUUAUCUCCUUCCUCAUCUCCAGAAUGACUGCUCGGACGGCUGUGAUUUUCUUCUGCUUUAUGGCAAUCAAAAACGUUGAUGACCACUGCGGACUAUGGUUGCCUGGCAAUAUCUUCCAUCUCUUAUUCCAGAACAACUCUGCUUAUCAUGACAUCCAUCAUCAACUCCAGGGCACAAAGUACAACUACUCCCAGCCUUUCUUUCCCAUUUGGGAUAAACUUCUUGGAACCCACAUGCCUUAUAGGGUUGUGAAGCGAGCUGAUGGGGGUUUCGAGGCUAGAGUAGCGAAAGACUAGUUCAUCUCUUACCAUUAGUCCUUGUAAUAUACCCUUUCGUCGUUUUAGGAUGUCUGAUCGAGCUUGUGCCAAUCGCGGAGAAAUCGUCCUAGUUUAUCCUUAUGAGGAGGAGCUAGAGUUUGCCACUAAUGUUCAUUGUUCAUUCCUUUUUGCUGUUGGGUGAGUAUUGUUUUUCUUUGAUUGGAAUGUAACAUUGCCAACUGAUGUAUUGUCAAGUAUACUGUUUCGUUAUUGUGAUCAUUUGAAAGUUUUAAGUUCCUCAGAACUGCUAAAAGUUACACGAUGAGCUUUCGGACCAUGUAUUUCAAAG
This is a messenger RNA of Rhododendron vialii, 1847 nucleotides long. RefSeq names its product very-long-chain aldehyde decarbonylase GL1-9-like. NCBI's taxonomy places the organism in Eukaryota, Viridiplantae, Streptophyta, Magnoliopsida, Ericales, Ericaceae. The transcript is spliced from 2 exons. Gene Ontology annotation, biological process: lipid biosynthetic process. Gene Ontology annotation, molecular function: iron ion binding; oxidoreductase activity. The record is from RefSeq and is a predicted model, not a curated record. The coding region runs from base 767 to 1537 and encodes 256 amino acids.